Messenger RNA from Juglans microcarpa x Juglans regia, 3074 nucleotides. RefSeq names its product protein PSK SIMULATOR 1-like. The transcript is spliced from 13 exons. Bases 795 to 2747 code for a protein of 650 amino acids. The record is from RefSeq and is a predicted model, not a curated record. Lineage: Eukaryota; Viridiplantae; Streptophyta; Magnoliopsida; Fagales; Juglandaceae. Gene Ontology annotation, biological process: positive regulation of growth.
ACUACAUUACUCAAUUGUUUGAAAACAGCGGUAUUUGUUUUUUUUUUUUUGUUUUUUGAAACAAGAUUCGAUAUGAUCAAGUUCUUACAAAAAUACUGAUUAAUGUUGGAAGUGGGACACACCAAGAUAUUUGACUCCAUUUCAAAUUGAAAGACUUUUGGUUAAAGGGUGAAUGGGGGGUUAAAGCUGGAGGUGGAAAUUGAGGCUGGUUGGGGGAUUUUGGGGUUUUGACUACAGCAGCAAGCAGUCAGUCCGUUUGAAGGGUUGUGGGUUUGGCAGCUUGUUCACUGCCCAUAAGCAAAAGCUCUUGAUCAUAGAGAGAAUAGAAAGAGAGAGAGGUUUUGUGAUUCUGAUCGACUUUCUCAGUUGUGCGUCCCUUUUCUUUCUUUUGCCUUCUGGGUUUUGUUGAGGGUCAUUUUUUGUUUUCUUUCUCUGCUCCUCGUCUUCCUUGCCUAUCAUCAUCAUCAUCAUAUUCUCUGUUUUCCAACAGAUCCAGCUGCAACUCAUCCAUUCUGUUUGGUGAUCUGGAGUUAAAAGGCUGGAGCUUCAGUGGUGAUCAGUAUUUGUACUGUGGAUGUAUUGGAGGAACUAUAAUGUUUCAUUCUUAGUUUCAAACUGCUAUCAUUAAAUUCCUAGCUGUGAGAGUCAAAGGAACUUCUGGACUGUCUCUGAUACUUACAGUUUUGAAUUUCUGGACACACGGGCUGCUCUCAAUGAUUGUAAAUAGUUCACUGUCGGUUAUUGCAUGGAACUUGUGAAUAACAAGUGAGUUUUAGUUUGUGGUGGUCAAUUCGAUGGGUGGGAUUUGUUCAAGAUCUAGAAGAUCCACUGUUGAUGAAGUAAAUGUAGAUAAUGCUACCGGUGUAAACUUUCCACAUGCUAAUGGUCAUUCUAAUAAUGGGGCUGGGAUGGAUUUUCAGUCUCGUGUAUUGCCAGAAAAAAUAAAUAGCCAUGACCCAUCACCAGUUGGUGAAGUUGUGGAUAAGCAGUUAAGAGAACCGAAUGUAGUAUCAUAUGGACUGCAUCCAGAUGAUAUCAAUGACGGGAUUCCCCACUUGUCGAGGGUGUUAUCAAACAAGUCUAGAUCAAUCAAAUCUAAGCAGGCAGCAGUGGCAAAGGUUUCGGAGGUGAGCUCCCUUCUGGGCAGAGCUGGUACUGCUGGGCUUGGGAAGGCAGUAGAAGUUUUGGACACGCUUGGUAGUAGUAUGACAAAUUUGAACCUCAGUAGUGGUUUUACCUCGGGGAUGGCAACAAAAGGGAAUAAAAUAUCAAUUCUGGCUUUUGAAGUUGCAAAUACAAUUGUUAAGGGCGCCAAUCUAAUGCAAUCACUUUCAAAGGAGAACAUCAAGCAUUUGAAAGACGCGGUACUUCCAUCAGAAGGGGUGCAAAAUUUAAUUUCGAGAGAUAUGGAUGAACUCCUGAGAAUUGCUGCAUUUGACAAGAGAGAAGAAUUGAAAGUUUUCUCUGGUGAAGUGGUACGUUUUGGAAAUCGUUGCAAAGAUCCACAAUGGCACCACUUGGAUCGCUAUUUUGAAAAGUUGGGUUCCGAAGUUACCCCUCAGAAGCAAUUGAAGGGUGAAGUAGAGGCUGAGAUGGAGCAAUUGAUGACUUUGGUUCAGUAUACAGCUGAAUUAUAUCAUGAGUUGCAUGCCUUGGACAGAUUUGAGCUGGAUUAUCAGCGGAAGCUUCAAGAAGAGGAUAACUCCAAUGCUGCCCAAAAAGGGGACAGCCUUGCAAUUUUAAGGGGAGAGUUAAAGAGUCAAAAGAAGCAUGUAAAAAGUUUGAAGAAAAAAUCACUCUGGUCGAAGAUCUUGGAAGAGGUGAUGGAGAAGCUUGUAGACAUUGUCCAUUCCCUGCAUUUGGAGAUUCAUGAUGCCUUUGGUAGUGCUGAUGAUGACAAGCCAAUUAAAGGUACUCAUAGCAAUCAUAAAAAACUGGGGUCUGCUGGUCUUGCAUUGCAUUAUGCAAGUAUUAUUGCUCACAUUGAUACCAUUGUGUCUCGGUCAAGUUCUGUACCUCCAAAUACGAGGGAUGCUUUAUAUCAGGGUCUGCCGCCUAGUAUAAAGGCAUCUUUGCGUUCAAAAUUACUGUCAUUUCAGGUUAAGGAAGAGCUAACCAUCCCACAAAUUAAAGCUGAGAUGGAGAAAACUCUACAGUGGCUUGUUCCUAUUGCUACCAACACAACAAAAGCUCAUCAUGGCUUUGGGUGGGUUGGAGAAUGGGCAAAUACAGGGUCUGAGGUGAACAGAAAACCUGCUGGCCAGACUGACUUGCUUAAGAUCGAAACGUUACAUCAUGCAGGUAAGGAGAAAACCGAAACUUAUAUUCUCGAACUAGUAAUGUGGCUUCACCAUUUGGUCUGCCAAGUUAGGGCUGGCAAUGGUGGAUUCAGGUCUCCUGGAAAAUCCCCAAUUCGCUCUCCCAGCCAGAAAACCACACAGUUAUCAACUUACACACCCUAUUCUCAAUCCCCCAUGUUGACGGUUGAAGACCAAGAAAUGCUUCGGGAUGUGAGUAAGCGGAAAUUGACUCCUGGAAUAAGCAAGAGUCAGGAAUUUGAUACUGCAAAGACCAGGUUAAGCAAGCACCAUAGGCUGAGUAAGAGUAUCAGCCACUCCCCCAGUGGAAAUAAGAAGGACCUAUUUCCCAUUAGGAGGCCAUUUUCUCUUCCUGUCAUUGACUUCAAUAUCGACCGGGUCAAAGCCUUGGAUGUCAUUGACCGAGUUGAUACAAUGCGAAGUCUAUAAUUAUAUAUGGCGUUUCAACAUGCUUCUCAAAGGAGACAUUGUGUUUGAACUUGGUACAUCUGCUACAUUUUCCAUGUAGGGUGCUCUAGUAGUUUGUGGCAAGGGAAAUCUCAUGUGAGUUGCUAAUUAGAUCAUGAGUGAUAUAAGUCAUUACUUUUUUUGAAUGUGAAAAUUUAGGGUGAUAAUGAGUUGGCAAUUUGAUUGUUGUAGAGAUGGGAAGGUAUGAGUUCUAUAUUUAGUUUUUUUUGUACAAGUAAACAGACAAGUUCUAUAUUUAGUUAUGUACAGACAGGCAUUUUAAUAAUUGAAAUUUCAUGGUUCUGUUUC